AUGCAUCUCAUCACACUCGCAACUUCGCUAAAUCAGUGGGCUUUAGACUUUCAAGGGAAUUACGAAAGGAUCUUGGAAAGUAUCAAAAUUGCUAAAUCUCGCGGCGCUUCUCUUCGUGUUGGUCCUGAAUUAGAGAUAACUGGGUAUGGUUGUCUAGAUCACCACCUAGAGGGUGACACAAUCCUACAUUCUUGGGAAAUCUUAGCCAAGUUGCUCAAAGAUAAGGAGACACAUGGCAUUAUUUCGGAUAUUGGUAUGCCAGUUAGACACAAAAAUGUGAAUUACAACUGCAGGGUUAUCGUAAAUGACGGUAAAAUUGUCUUGAUCCGUCCAAAGAUGUGGAUGGCUAACGAUGGAAACUAUCGUGAGAUGAGGCACUUCACGCCAUGGUUAAAGCAUCGCCAAACGGAGGAUUUCUUUUUACCUCGCAUCAUUCAGUCAACAACUGGACAGACUACCGUGCCUAUUGGUGAUGUCGUCAUGUCGACGCUCGAUACAUGUGUUGGUGUCGAGCUUUGCGAGGAGCUCUUCACUCCUGGUGCACCACACGUUAACAUGGGCUUAGAUGGUGUCGAAAUAUUCACCAACUCCUCCGGCAGUCAUCACGAACUUCGCAAACUGAACCGCCGUUUCGAGCCAAUAAAGGAGGCUACUCUGAAGCUCGGUGGUAUCUAUCUCUACGCUAACCAACGCGGUUGCGAUGGUGACAGGUUAUAUUAUGACGGUUGUGCCAUGAUCUUAAUGAAUGGCGAGGUUAUCGCACAAGGUCCUCAAUUCGCGCUCACAGACGUCGACGUUGUCACUGCUACUGUCGACAUUGAAGACGUCCGCUCAAGUCGCACAUCAAUCAGCCGUAAUCUUCAAGCAGCACAGAGCCAGCCUAUGCCACGUGUACAUGUACCAAAAGCUCUAUCGUAUGGCAUUGGAGAGAACUUCCUCGCUGCUGAUCCAUCACGUCCUACUGAACUCAGAAUACACCAACCUGAAGAGGAGAUUGCUCUGGGCCCUGCUUGCUGGUUAUGGGACUACCUCCGUAGAUCCCGUACUCAGGGCUACUUUUUGGCGCUUAGCGGUGGUAUAGAUUCCUGUGCGACCGCGACUAUCGUGAGCUCAAUGUGUAGACUCGUAGUUAAAGCGUGUCAGAACAAAGAACAGCAAGUGCUUGACGACGUUAGAAGAAUCACAGGCGAGCCUGAAGGAUCGACCUACGUUCCAGAUGAUCAUCGCGAAUUGUGCAACAGAAUAUUUUACACUUCCUACAUGGGUACUGAGAACUCGAGCGCUGAGACACGCCAGCGUGCUAAAGAUCUCGCGGAAGAUAUUGGAAGUUACCAUGUCGACAUAAACAUCGACACGAUCAUCGCUGCUAUCACUGACUUGUUCGGUGUCGCUACAGGUUUGAAGCCAAAAUUCAAGGUGCACGGCGGGAGCUAUGCUGAGAACAUUGCCUUGCAGAAUAUACAAGCGCGCUUGCGUAUGUUGCUUUCAUAUCUUUUCGCUCAAUUGCUUCCAUGGGUGCGUGGUAGAGUGGGUGGUUUACUGGUCUUGGCUAGCAGUAACGUGGACGAAUGCCUUCGCGGAUACUUGACCAAAUAUGAUUGUUCAAGCGCAGAUCUCAAUCCAAUCGGUAGUAUCAGUAAGACUGACUUGAAGAGAUUUAUUGGAUGGGCUCAAACAGAGUUUGAUCUGCCAAUUCUCGAACAUUUCUUGAAUGCCACACCUACAGCCGAACUCGAGCCAAUCACUCAAAACUAUGUGCAAUCUGAUGAGGCUGAUAUGGGAAUGACAUAUGAUCAACUCUCAGUAUUUGGAAGACUUCGCAAGGUGGACAAGUGUGGUCCUUACAGUAUGUUUACAAAACUACUCGCAGAAUGGAAAGACACUAUGUCACCAACUGAAAUUGCUGAAAAGGUCAAGAAGUUCUGGUUUGAAUACUCACGUAACAGACACAAGAUGACAACAAUGACACCAUCUUACCAUGCUGAGAGCUACUCACCGGAUGACAAUCGAUUCGAUCUCCGUCCAUUCCUCUAUAACGCGAGAUUCCCAUAUCAAUUCGACAAAAUCGAUGCAACGGUAAAGCGUGUUGAAGAGAUAAACGAGCAACAACCAAAGGAGAAAUAA
Molecule: messenger RNA, 2124 nt
Organism: Wallemia mellicola CBS 633.66
Lineage: Eukaryota; Fungi; Basidiomycota; Wallemiomycetes; Wallemiales; Wallemiaceae
Product: glutamine-dependent NAD(+) synthetase with GAT domain-containing protein
Exons: 16
Coding region: 1-2124 (707 amino acids)
Biological process (GO): NAD+ biosynthetic process
Cellular component (GO): cytoplasm
Molecular function (GO): NAD+ synthase (glutamine-hydrolyzing) activity; ATP binding; glutaminase activity
Source: RefSeq, a predicted model, not a curated record